AUGCCAGAAAAGCGCAAGCAUGAAGAGAUGAUUGAGCUGGACCUGGUUGUGGCCACUCGCGACAACACUGCAAAGCUCGGGUACUUUGUGGAUGACACAGUAGUGAACCCAGGCUUGGGCAUACCAUUCUACAAGACGGUUUUAGAAGGAGCGAACUACGAGGAAGCUGAUUGGAAGGAUCAAGCUUGCGUGCGCACCUCUCAAAUCCAUUGGCGCGAGGACCACAGCGUCUCCUGGCUGGAACGGCACAUGGAGAUGACUCAGGGCUUCAUCGUUCUUGGGAAGAAUCCUGGCUUGUUCGUGCUGGGAGAGCCUACCCAUGACCGUGAGGAUCUUGAUGAGAAGAAUCGAAAAUUGCCCGAUCCAAAACGCACCAAGGCCUACAUCAUACCAGCAGGGAUGGGCCUGAUUUUGAAGAAGGGCACUUGGCACGACUUUCCAGUGUCAUGUGGUCCGCCAGUGUCUGCUUUCAUUUUGAACACAGAAGAGGUCGUUGAAGCUUUGGCAUCCAUGCCACAGGCUGGUCCUAUGAACCAUGGCGACUGCUUCAAGCUGCAUUUGGAUGAUCACUGGGACUUCAAGCUCAAGUUCCCGGAUCCGCGACCAUUUGUUCAAAAGCAUGGAUUGGUCCCUGGCCCUGUUUCUAUGCCCCUCAUGGGGAAGGAAGGCUAUGGCCAGGUAAAGAUGGCCAGGUCGAAAUUGGAGGAUGAGGUCCUGUCCCUGACCAACGCCUUCCGCACGAAAGAGGGUCAAAAACCUCUUCAGAUGCACGAGGCCUUGAGCUCCGUGGCGAGAAAGCAUGCGGCUGCUAUGGCCGAUGGCGCGCAAGCCUUCAGUCAUGAUGGUGCACCUGAACGUUUUCAGGACUCAGGCCUGGUUUGCCACAAUUUCGCCGAGAAUUUAUCAGUGUCUACCGGCUUCGCUCGUGAGGUGAUGGCCCAAACCACGGUAGAUGGAUGGAUAGCAUCCGAUGGGCAUCGCAGAAAUCUUUUGGGACCUUUUAAUGUCUGUGGCAUAGGCUGGUCGGCAAAUGACAAUUGUCAGCUCUAUAUUACUCAACUCCUGGCACUGGUGGACCUGGACGGAGAGGAUCCGCUUCUCUCCUCAAAGGUACUCUGUGAUCUCGCGUUGAGGUGCAUAGACUCCACACCUGCAGUGUGCGCAGUUGCAGGUCUUGCUCUUGCUGGCUCUGCUGGUGCUGUUGCUGGCACUAUCUUGGGUGGAGCGGCCAGCGUUCAGUGGGGUGUGAGGCCUUCGACCAUUCCAUGUGCAAUGCUUGCACGAGCCAAGCGAGAGGUUUGCCCCGCGCGUUGUGCAAGCUGCGGUGCUGCUGGAGAGAUUUUGUUGAACAAACAAGAUCGUUCGCUGCUGUGCAUUCGUGUCAAAGCAGGAUGGGCUGGAGGCAAGAAGGUCCACGUCAUUCCAGUUGUGAACGUGGAGGUUUUUGUGCCUGGGUGUGGUGGACCUUCAAUCCAACCUCACCUCCAGUCUGUUCCAGAGCUUGCCAACAGAGGAUGGCGAGACUAUGGUAAUCGUCGGGGCUUGCAGCGUUUGGCAAACAUGUUCAAGGCACUGCAGAUUCCAGCUACGGCAGUCAUCAACAGUGAGGCUGCAAAACUUGACUACGUUGCGAAG
This is a messenger RNA of Cladocopium goreaui, 1635 nucleotides long. The record is from the annotation of a GenBank genome assembly. NCBI's taxonomy places the organism in Eukaryota, Dinophyceae, Suessiales, Symbiodiniaceae.